AUUUGCGCGGUACGUUUUACACCAUCUGUCAAAAUCGAUGUAAACAAGCGCUGAGAUGGGUGUCCAUGUAUUACGGCUUAUUGUAUUCUGUGUAGCGAUAUAUGCUGGGAUUAUUACGGCUGUGGAAUUCAAUGCGUUUGAAGAACGAUGCGGUUUUGACGGAAUACAGUGUUUAGGGAUUCCACGAGGAUGUAUUCAGCCAAAUGGUACUUCAGAAUGCUCAGCCACUGGGAUGGUCUCUAUCAGCCCCAUGUCGCCAGGUGUUGUAAGGAUACUUCUCACUGGUGAACAUCAGGGAAAUACAACAAAUCAAUGGAUUGGAAUAGAUUUUUCUGAAGACGGAGAACCUGCAGGCAACACUACCGGCAUCCAGUGUCGGUAUCAGAAAGGCCAAGUAGCCGCCAAAUUAACCUGGACCACGAAUAACGAAACCUCACAAAUGGACUGGACGGCGGCUAAUAAAUCGGCGUUGAUUGGCACGAACAACACAACUAACACAACCAGCACUCCUCAGUACCGCUGUUCCGUGGAUAUUCCUUCCCGGUUCGCCCUCAACGGCUCCAUGAUCCUGCCGAACCGCAUGGCUUACCGGGUGUUCUCUGCUGGUGUUUUUUCCGGAGAACGGGUUGUUACCAACGUCACGGAUCUGUAUCUGGUAUCGCGAGUGCGACCGGACUGGAGUGCGGACGAACGGAUGUUUUUAUCGUACUGCACGGAAGGAAGACGAAGGAUUCAGAUCAAGGCUGUGAUAUGGAUGAAUAUCUGGCCUUUGCCACCAGUCAGCUGAACGUCUAAACGGUGCCAUUCUCAGCGUAAAAUCAAAUUUUUUUGUAUACCUGUGCAGACCGCACAGUAAACGCAGUAUGUAGACAAAAAUUCUCAGCGAUUAUGGUCAAAUAAAAUUUUAAAUUUUGAUUGGCAGCACGGUAUUUCUUUUGCCAGUAUGAGAUUUAAUGCAUAAGAGGAGAUGUCAGUAGCACAUCUAAAU
Paramacrobiotus metropolitanus is the source of this 988-nucleotide messenger RNA. RefSeq lists its product as uncharacterized. The record is from RefSeq and is a predicted model, not a curated record. Bases 56 to 787 code for a protein of 243 amino acids. The transcript is spliced from 3 exons. NCBI's taxonomy places the organism in Eukaryota, Metazoa, Tardigrada, Eutardigrada, Parachela, Macrobiotidae.